Messenger RNA from Frankliniella occidentalis (western flower thrips), 1877 nucleotides. Its product is annotated as paired box protein Pax-1-like. Gene Ontology annotation, biological process: regulation of transcription by RNA polymerase II; anatomical structure development. Gene Ontology annotation, molecular function: RNA polymerase II cis-regulatory region sequence-specific DNA binding; DNA-binding transcription factor activity, RNA polymerase II-specific. The transcript has 3 exons. The record is from RefSeq and is a predicted model, not a curated record. The coding region runs from base 509 to 1507 and encodes 332 amino acids. NCBI's taxonomy places the organism in Eukaryota, Metazoa, Arthropoda, Insecta, Thysanoptera, Thripidae.
CCGACCGUGUCCGCAGUGCCGUUCCGUUCUCUCGAUCGUGACGAACACAAAACCAUUUUUCGGGGGUCCGAUUCGCCGAGGGCCGCCCUCCCUCCCUAGUGCAGUGUUUGUUGUGCCCGCCGACGUCCCCCCCGCGAGUGAGUGCGGACGAGUGCGUGACCCCGGGGGCACCCACCUGCGACACCCUCCCCCGCCGGGCGCUGCCGCCCAAGUGCAUCAAGCAGAACAGCCCCGUCGGCGACCUCGCCCGGUCCGAGACCUCGCACCGCGACCGGCCAGUGCGCCUCCUGGAGAGGGCGCCGCCGUCACAGUGCGCUUCGUUGGGGACCUCGUCCCGCCCGGGGCGCCGGAGGCCCCGCUUCCGCAGCGCGCCGGUCCCCGAGCUCCCGGAGAGCGCCACGAACUCCCCGGGACGACCGGGGACUACUUCAACGCCAGGACGUCCCCGUCUUCGACGCCCAGCCUUACCCUGGACACGCUCGUGGACGUGUACCGGGACGCCGCCUGUAUGGACUCGGACGCGGCGGCCCAGCAGUACGGCGAGGUGAACCAGCUGGGCGGCGUGUUCGUCAACGGCCGGCCGCUGCCCAACGCGGUGCGCAUGCGCAUCGUGGAGCUGGCCCAGCUGGGCAUCAGGCCGUGCGACAUCUCGCGCCAGCUGCGCGUGUCGCACGGCUGCGUGUCCAAGAUCCUCGCGCGCUACCACGAGACGGGCUCCAUCCUCCCAGGCGCCAUCGGCGGCUCCAAGCCGCGCGUCACCACCCCGAGGGUCGUGCACUACAUCAAGGGCCUCAAGAGCAAGGACCCGGGCAUCUUCGCGUGGGAGAUCCGCGACCGCCUGCUGUCCGACGGAGUAUGCGACAAGUACAACGUGCCGUCCGUGUCCUCCAUCUCACGCAUCCUGCGGAACAAAAUCGGCAGUCUGUCGGGGGUGGCGUCUCCGCCUAGCCUCCCAGCCGUGCUGACCGGCUGCACCUCCCCAUCGCCCGGCUCCGCGCCGCCCCCACACCCGCACCUGUACAACUCAAUCUAUCCGCAGUACACGGCCUACGGACACGCGCCUGUGCAGGUGCCGUCCGCGUCCCCAGGAUCACCGCUCAACUCCCCCGGCCCCAACAACAACAACAGCAAGAUGGCCUCACCGUCACCCCCGUACCCUGCACCCGGCUCCACGGCCUCCGGCGGCGUCCCACGGGGCCCCUGGCCGUCCAGCCACUCCGUGACCGACAUCCUGAACGCGGCCAGCGUGGCGCACCAACAUCACCUCAUGAGAACGUCGGGGAGCUCGGUGCCCGUGGGGUCGCCGCCGGGCGCCCGACCCGCUCACGGCAACCCGGCCGACCAGAACUACAACUACUACAUGUACCUGCAGAGCUGCUCGACGGCGGGCGCCGCCGGCGUACCCAACAUGCACACGUCGGCACUGGCCGUCAUGAACGGCCACCAUCACCACCACCAUCACCACCACCACCAUCCGUGCCUGACCGGCCAGGCCGCAACGCCCUGAGGCACAGGUGACCGGACGGCACCAGCUUGACACCAUAUUGUGUCACGGUGUGGAGUGUGGGAAGGGGAGGGGUGGAGUGUGGACGCUAUGAUCUCACUGGUUAAAUGAUUUUUGUGGCAGUUAAUAAGUGCCUCAAAGCGUGCUAUAAAAUGCGCAGUAUCGGAAUUUUGUACGUACUGCUCGUUUGUUGAUCUAUGUAUUGAUGAUCCUUUGCCAUGAUGAAUAAUGCUUGAAAGGCUUCAAAUCAGCAGCCUGUGAUCAAUUACUUUCCGUUAUACCGUGAUAGGGGCGACUUUUUUUCGCUCAAUUCAUACGGAAUGUCUCUGUAAAUAAAAUAGUUGAGAAUUAAAUAUCUUUGAGUUUUCAAAUA